GCAGGAUUGGUGCCUGGGCACCAAUCGCCCACAUAGUGUCAGGAAAAGACAAGGCAGACCAUCGUGCAGUAUGUCACUGAUCGAAAUGAGACCAAGCAAAUGCCCCGCGUCUCCCGCACGUACUCACCUUUUGCCCUUCCCCCGACCCCUCCCCACCUUACCCUCCCCGUCGCCCACACCCGCCAGACCCAACUCUACUGUCUUCAUCGGCUUCAUCGCAACAGGCGCCCCCUCUUGACCAGCCGGCACAACUGCCGGCCCGGCUCCUGCCCCUGCCGCUGCGGCGGGAGCACCUGCUUCUGCUGCUGAUGGUGGUGGAUGUGCUGGCUCCUCCUCUGCCUUGGGCCGGGCAGCCGGUGGGGCAGUGGGUCGUGUUCUCGCGGCUCCCUUGCUCUUAGGUCUUGCCGCCUCCUUGGCACCUGGGCGGGCACCGCCCGACGACUUGGGCCGCGACGCGGCCGCUGAAGGGAAGAAGAGACGAGACCGAUCCUGAGAUCCUUUGAAUCUGUCGCUUCGUUUAUGUGCUUCAAGUGGACCUGCCGCUGUUGCAGCGGCUGCAGCCGCUUGUUCCUCCUCCUGUUUGCGCGCAGCGACGGACGCCACGAAGGUGUCCAGGUUUUUCUGUCGACAGCAAGACAUGACCGACGUGGUGUAUGUGUAGUUGGGAGGCAUCUGCGUGCUCUCACUUGUGCAGCGAGCAUGAGCUGCUGUGAUCCGUCUCUGGACCGCUCCGCCGAGAGGAUGUCCUCCUUCAACAGCGCCAUUUCUCCCUGUGCCUGCUCCUCAAAUGCCUUCAAACCGUUCUCGGCACGCAUCAUAAUCCCCUGCUGCACUCACAGAACACAACACGCAACACACAACACAAAACAGGCGGUGUCGGGAGAAGAUGUGUCGCAGACUGACCUGUUUGACGCACUGCUGCUUGAGGCUGCCGAGCCGGUCCUCCAUGAUGCGCUUCUCCUGCUCCAUCUCGGCCUUGAGCUGACGGAAGAAGAAAUGAUGGGCGCAUGAUGCAUCCAUAGCUGGUUCUGUCAGGGUGGAGCACCUGUCUGAUGCUGGUGUCGACUUCGUGGAUCUCCUGCUCAGUUAUUUGUUUCUGGCGCUGGAGCUCUGCCAACUGCAUGGCCGUAUAGAGGAGGCAGGCAGAGAUCAUGACGACAGGCUGAGACAUCUUCUAGUGGUGUGUGUGUCGUUAACCUGAGCUUCCAGCUGCUUGACGCGCUCCUUCUCCAGCCUGACACACCGGCACGCCAGCCAUCGCGGCACCUCUGUGUCUCUCUCAGGUACGUGAGGAGAGGUGCGCGUACACGAGUGUGUCUUCGAGGUCUCUUCUCGCCUUGACCUCCUCGACCUGACUCACCUCCUUCAGCCGCCUCACCUAAAACACAACACAUACACACACCUGAGUCGUCUGACUGCUGUGAUAUGUAGUCAGUGUGUGUACCUCUGUCACUCUCUUCUGUGCCUCUUCGAGCAUGGCCUCCUUCUCCUUGAGCGUCUCGAUCUGCUGCCGAUACACCUCGGGCAAACGGUCACGCUGCUGCUUCACAUUGCGCUCCAGCGCCUUCCUAUACACACCACAACACACCACAACACACAACGCAGCGCAAGACACAGCAGACACGGAGAGGCGUAACAGGAUGGCCAGUUGUUGGUUGGUUGGUUUGUUGGUUGUUCACUUGAUGGUCAUGAGAUAUCUGAAGUCCAUGGCAUUGAGCUCCAGGACGAUCUUGCGGAGUAUGAAGUUGACCUGCAGCAGCUCAGCCAGCGCACGACCGCUGUCGUCACUGCAUACACGCGUACGCAAAAAAAAAGAGACAUGCGUGUACAUACAUGGCGUCCACCUGCCUGCCUGACAUACCCCAAGUCGUUGUCUCGGAGGCUGAGAACCUCCAUGCACGUGUUGCUCUGCAGCGCCUUUGCCAACGCACAGCCCCCCGCAUCCUGGUGCAGCAGGGCAGCAUGUCUGUGCCAUGUCUCACCCGAGCGAUCUCUGCCUACCUUAAUUCUGUUGCCGCUGAGGUCGAGGGACUUCAGCGAUGCAUUAGACGAUAACGCACCCGCGAGGGCUGAAAGAAGGCACAAAGACCUCUGCGUCCCUCACCCCUUUCUCUCUCCCUCUCUCCCUCUGUGUAUGUGUCUGUCAGGCGCCUACCCAUUGCUCCAUCGUUCUCGAAAGCGCAAUACCGCAGGUCGAGGCGCUCCAACGUUCUGACACAUAUCGUCAGGCGUGCUCUUCCGCUGUGUCUCCUCCCUCCCCCCCCUGAAGUGCUACUUGUUCUGCUGGAGUGCUUCAGCGAGUUCGGCCAUGCCGCUGGCCAUGAGGUUGGUGUACCCCAGGUUGAGAAAGCGGAUGGUGGCAUUGUCCCACAGCGCACGCAAAAACUCGUAGAUCCGGGAGGCCUGGGACCCAGUGCCGCCGCCCAGGUCGUUCCUCUCAAGAUUCAACUCCGUCAGGCUGCCCUUGCCAUGCAUCACACACAUAAACAAUGAGAAGCAAAUGUCCACGAAUGUCUCUAUAUGACAUGCGCUCAUACCAUGGAUGCCUUCUGGCCACGUCGUAUAGCUUUGCGGCCACGCUGUGCGACAGACCAUUUGAACUAAUGUCGAGUUUCUGGAACAGAACAAAACAUGAAGGGCACACAUACAUACGAGACAUGCAGGAACGAGUGUAGUGUGCGGAGGUGACCUUGAUAGGCGGCUUCUUCCCCUCACACGCCAUAGCCUAUCACAAGCAACAAAUAAAGACACGCCGGACCUUUCACACACAGAAUCCUAUCCCUGAGCCUGACCCACCAGCAGUAGUGCCGUGGCGCCCUCAUCCAUGGCCUCAUUGUCGCUCAGCAACAGAAUCUCCAGCCCACUCCGCGGCAGCACACGUGCCAACGCCUCGAAGCCCGCUGGCCCCAGCAUGUUCGAACUCAGGUCGAGGAAUACCAGAGUGGUGUUGCCCUGCAGGCCCUCUGCGAGGUGGUUUGCGCCGUCGGGCCCGAUGGUGUUGGACGAGAGGUUGAGGCGGGCCAGCGUGCGAUUGGUCUGCAGUACGGCCUUGAGAGGCUCCGCGCCGAUGGCGCCAAUGUGAUUGCGAUGGAGGCCCGCUAUGCUCGACAGAUCCAUUGACGUGAGGGUGCUAUUACGCUGCAGGGCGCUGGGAAAUGGGUGAAGAGACAGAGAGAGAGAGAGAGAGAGACGCGCUUUACUGGUGUGCGUGUGCGUGUCGUAGCGACAAGUGUGCGUGUCUCCUCACUUGAAGAGCGCCGAUCCUCCCCUGUGUCCGAUGUCGUUGCUGGAAACGUCAAGAUGGGUCAGUCUCACGUUGCCCUCCAGCAUCUGCCCCAGUAUGGCCGCCCCCUCAUCAUGCAGCUGAUUCUUUCCCACAUCCAACGACUCAAACCCCUCAAACGCCUCAGCAGACCCCUCGGCAGCCACCGCCGUUUCGGUCUCUUCCGUUCCUUCCACAGCCGCCGCCUUCCUCCCCCCUCCCCUGCUGCGUGGCUUCCUGCCGUUAGAGCUCGGCAGCAGCAGGGCCAACGCAAGCGCCUUUGCGAACUCUGGCCCGCACCCUUGGUCUUUGAGCACGAUGUGCGGGGUGCGCAUGGCGCCGGCCAGCCCAUCAGCAAACUUCCUCUUGCGGUCCUCUGUGACGGGGAUGCGCAGGUCGGUGCACUUGGCCACAAAGAGGGCUGAUAUGAGUACGUCCGGGAGGUGGAUCAGCUGGCUCAGGGACUGCCCGCCCUUGACUGUCCACUGCAACACACAUACGGACAGAGAGAAGGUGGUGGGGCCGACCAGUGGGUGCAUGGUGAACACACGCAGAGAGGCACAUACGUGCUCAACGAAUCCAUUGAAACACCUGAUGGACAAACAGUGAUUGCAAUGGUGAUUCUUGUGUGCCUGAUCUACCGGGCUGUCUGGUCUGCCUGGCUGACCUCAUGAGUGUUUUCAUCAUGGCGGCCACAUCGAUAGGACUGUCCAGGAAAGAGCGCUCCGUCAGCGGCGCCUCCCCUUCCCUGUCCCCGCUGUGACGCGACGCUGCGCUUGGCGGCCUGGCUCUCACUGCCGCGGCCGCUAGAGCGCCGUGAUACUCACUCUUUGCUCGUGGCCGUCUCUGUGCGGGCGGCGUGGCCAUGGGGAUUGGGACCUGAUGCUCCACACACAGUUCAUUUCAUGAGAGACCGACAGACUCUGCCUGCCGCUGCGCUAUGAGUUAUGUAUUCACCUGAUGCUCCUGACUGUCUUCCUGCAGAACCACCUGACGCAUUCCCUCACUCGUCCUGGCGAAAGUUGAUGGCGACGCAGUGGCGUGGCGACCUGGACGCCGGGCAUCCAUCGUUAAUGCAGCGGAGAAAAGAUGGCGUCG
This is a messenger RNA of Vitrella brassicaformis, 4360 nucleotides long. Lineage: Eukaryota; Vitrellaceae. The record is from the annotation of a GenBank genome assembly.